UUCUGGGUUACCCCCACUACAAAAAAGGGAUGAUGGUGCAUUGUACCAUUCCAGUAGUGAUGAUCAUGAAGAGGACAGCCCUGUCGUUAAUGAUGGCAACUUCAGAGAUUUGUUGCGCUUCAGAGUUGAUUCUGGUGACUUAAACCUACGCCGUCAUCUUGAAACCGCUUCUUCCAAUGCAACGUACAUAAGCAAAACUGUACAGAAGCAGCUCAUCGACGUAUGCAAAGAAGAGAUCCAGGAAGUCAUGUUUGACAGAGUUAAAAAAGCAAAAUUCUUUUCCAUUAUGUUUAACGAAACAACUGAUAUAUCUCACAUCGAGCAACUCAGUCUAUCGUUUCGCUACCUCCACGAUGGAGCUCUUAGAGAGGAUUUUAUCACAUUCUGUAAUGCGUAUGUGAUUAUUCGUCCUGAAGAUGCAUCUGAAGAACUUCGUCUCACUGGCAUUGCCCUGGCACACAUAGUUGAAGAUCUUUGCAAGAGAUUUAAUGUGGAUCUGACGAAGUGCGUUGGAAUCGGCACUGACAGUUGCUCAGUUAUGACUUCUGAAACGAAGGGUGCCAUUCAAGAACUCAUCAACAUAGCCAUCCACGCGAAACGCUGUCCUUGUGGUAACCAUAUCUUGAACAAUUCACUAGCAAUGUCUUCUAAGGUCGUGCUCUGUCGCAAUACAUCGGCAACAAUGAAGAAAAUCGUUGCGUUUGCUAAUGUCUCGGUAAAGAGACAUAAAGUCUUUCAAGAAGCACUUGGCGGAACUGCACUUCAGGGGAUCUGCGAGACGCGUUGGGUUGAGAGGCAUGACGGGUACCUAUAGUUUCAGGGCGACACAUUGGUGAAAAUAUGUGAUGUUCUCGACCAAAUUUCAUCGUGGAAAGAUAGUAAAACUGCAUCUGAUGCUCAAUGCCUUCGACAAGCUUUGCGCAGUCCGGAGUUUAUUAUCUCUUCUAUUUGCCUGAGUGACGUAUUAGGUGAGAGUUAUAUUUUAUUUCCUUCCGCAGUAACAGCGCUCAGCACUAUUCAGAGCUUCAUUUUCACUUACUUUUAUCCAUCACGUUUCAAUGACAACUGUGUCACUCAGCCGCUUUCUUCAAACAUCGUCUAUAGACUUGAAGAGAGCAACAGAUGCCAUGAAAGAUACCAUGAGCAUCUUAGAGCAGAAGAGACAGGAAGCUGAUUCUGUUUUCAGGCAACUGUUUUCGGAAGUGCAAGAGCUUGCUGCACAAUUGGAUAUAGAGCUGAAGGCACCGCAUACUGCUUCACGGCAGAUACAUCGAGAGAAUUAUCAGCCAGAUGCUCCUGUCUCCUCUGUCUUGACGGAGUUUCAACUGUGGAUUGCCAAAUAGAAACGCGAAGUGGUGUUGCAUUUCCCAAUAAUUUGA
Molecule: messenger RNA, 1379 nt
Organism: Neodiprion fabricii
Lineage: Eukaryota; Metazoa; Arthropoda; Insecta; Hymenoptera; Diprionidae
Exons: 3
Coding region: 248-814 (188 amino acids)
Source: RefSeq, a predicted model, not a curated record